This is a messenger RNA of Fragaria vesca subsp. vesca, 639 nucleotides long. RefSeq names its product EG45-like domain containing protein-like. Bases 46 to 477 code for a protein of 143 amino acids. Lineage: Eukaryota; Viridiplantae; Streptophyta; Magnoliopsida; Rosales; Rosaceae. The record is from RefSeq and is a predicted model, not a curated record. The transcript is spliced from 3 exons.
AUAGUUAAUCAAUUCAAAAGUUCCUCAUUUGUGAAGAAAUUAAGCAUGUCUAGUCCUCUUCGGCUCGUCUUCCUUCCAUGCCUGCUCCUCUUUGUCGUUCUCGCAGCUCUCUUCCGUUCAUCUCAGGCCGAUGUUGGUACCGCUGCACAAUACAGACCACCUUAUCUACCUACGUCCUGCUAUGGUAGCGAUGCGUCGCAGUUUCCGUCGAGCAACUUGUUCGGGUCAGCCGGAGAAGGAAUAUGGGACAACGGAGCAGCCUGUGGAAGGCAGUAUCUGGUGAGGUGCAUAAGCGCCGCUGUCCCGAAAACUUGCAUUCCGGGGAAGACGAUUCAGAUCAAGAUUGUGGAUCGCGCUCUUUCUUCUGUGUCUAGGCCUUCGAGGAAUGACGCUACCAUGGUGCUGUCCACAACUGCAUUUGCCGCCAUCGCCAACUCUUCUGCUUCAUUUGUUAACGUCGAAUUCCAACAGGUUUGAAUCAAAAGGCAUGGAACGUGCAGAUUGUUGAUGAUCAAGAUCGAGACGCAGGCAGGGCCCCUUUAUACUAUCUAGAACUACUUACUGUCAUCGACUUAUUUGUUUGGUUACCUUAGCUAGCUACUCAUUACGUAGAAUUGGCUUUAUAUGUACGUCUUUUUU